UCUCCCCAGACACGGGCUCCCUGCCUGCCAUGGCCCCGGGCUCCGCGCCCACAGCUCUUCAAUAGGCGGCUUCACGCUGCCCGUGGGCCAGUGGUGCGCGUGACUGUCGUCUGCGGUGCGAAGGGUGCCUCCCGCAGCCGAGGGGCGGAGCAGGGGCGCACCGGCCUCGGGACCCCUAAUCGCGCUUUCUCCUCGUAGACUAACGCCGUCUGCCCGGGAGGCGCCCUGCAACCCGCGCGAUGAGUGCCAACGAAGACCAGGAGAUGGAACUGGAGGCGUUGCGUUCUAUAUAUGAAGGAGAUGAAAGUUUCCGGGAAUUAAGUCCAGUUUCAUUUCAAUAUAGGAUAGGUGAAAAUGGUGAUCCCAAAGCCUUCUUAAUAGAGAUUUCAUGGACAGAAACAUAUCCACAGACACCUCCAAUAAUAUCUAUGAACGCUUUCUUUAAUAACACCAUAUCCUCAGCUGUAAAGCAGAGCAUAUUAGCCAAGUUACAGGAAGCAGUGGAAGUUAAUCUCGGCACCGCUAUGACCUACACGCUGUUCGAAUAUGCCAAGGACAACAAGGAGCAGUUCAUGGAGAAUCACCAUCCUGUCAAUUCUACGACACCAAUAAGCAAUAUCAUCUCAGUGGAAACUCCUAAUAUAGCCCCAUCAAGUAAGAAGAAAGACAAAAGAGAACAACUUUCAAAAGCCCAGAAACGUAAGCUGGCAGAUAAAACAGAUCACAAAGGAGAACUCCCUCGAGGCUGGAACUGGGUUGAUGUGGUGAAGCAUUUGAGCAAAACUGGCUCGAAAGAUGAUGAAUAGCGCUUGGAAUUCGAAACACGGGAAGAGCGCCCUUUAACAAGUCAACUGGGCUCACAGUCCUCGCUCUGCUGGUAUCGAGGUGGCUUUUUAUAAAACGGUUUUUUUGUAUGUUUCUUACGUAAAAAUGUUUUAAGCUAAAAGUUCAUGAGGAGAUUUGGUUGUAUUAAAUUAUUUUCACAAACUUGCCUUAAAAUAAAAGGUGAAAAUGUUACUGUUUAGUAUACUUUGGAAGCCUUUUGAGCUUGUCACUGGACAAAUACAGAGGAUAAUAAGUAAUUGAUGUUAAUUUAUAUGAUCUUCAGUGAAUGUGAUCAUUUUUUUAAAAAGAAAUAUGAAGCCCUUUUCCAAAACUCCUGUCCCAGGGGAAUAAGUACUGAGUGAACAAUUAUUCCUCAGCAUGAUCCAUAUUAAUAGGCUUCUUGUCUUACUAAAGUGUUCAUCUCUUCUUUCUCUUAAUUACUGAGGCAUAAAUUGCGCCAGAGAAAUUUAAAUCCUGGUAUUUGACCUUUACACAUAAUAUUCUUUGUAGUCCUCCCCACCCAAGGAUGAACUGCUUCUCUUUAAUAAAUGAAUAUUUGUUUAUGCUUUUCUCUUGGUUUGGAUCAGGAAGGCUUCCAUGGUGUGUGGAAUGGAGAAUGUAAAAACGAAUCUGCCAAAUACAUUAGAAAGCAUCGGAAUAGAAGUGCUGGUUCCUAUUUAAAACAUUUCUGUUUGUUGUAUUACUGAGAUGGGAGUAAAAGAUGCCUUAAUAUUUAAUUUUUGUAUUGUUGGAGACAAUGGUCUUAAUAAAUUUCUAUUUAUCUGCUAUUGUAUAUCUUUAGUUGUUUGGUAACUGAGGUCUUCUAAAUGAUUUAACAUAAUGCCACAUUUCAUGUUUUGUUUCAAGUAUUCAAAUGUAUUUCUUAGCCCGAGCAUCUUUGUAAUAAUAGACAGAAGUAUUUCAAAUGCUGAACUGUAGUACAUGCUUGAUAUUUUGUUUUGUUUUUUUAAUGAUUACUAGAGGAAGCUAUUAGUUCCGUUUAACCAGGGAGUUGUUGAUGUCUUGGUGUGAUUUACAGUGAUUCUGUUUCUGCUCCCCAGUUUUAAACCUGCUUUUUAGAACUACUGCUGUGGUGUCUGGAAGGGGAGGUUGUUGGUGCCUCAGUUACACCUGUGCAGCUUGGGUCUGAGUGUUAAAGAACAACCGAGUUUUAAAGACAUUUUCUUAGCAUAAGAGCAGUCUGACUGAGCUGUAUGCUUGGUUUUUACUUGGUUGCAUUGGCUUAGGUGAAAUCAUUGGAAUUAUAAAGUAAGUAUAAUUAUGGUGAAGAAAUUUAAUCUCAUUUUAAAAAGCUGAGUCGCAUUUUAUUUCUUGAAAUAAUAUGAUAGAGAGAAACAUUAAAAUUUAGGGCUACUGAAAUAUGCCAACUUUGGGGGCUGUGUGUACUUUUUGUUGUAUUGAUUUGCCUCUUUUUUGAAGAAACAAAUUGCUAUAUCUGCUAGUGGAAGAAAACACUUUGCUUUGCUCUGAAGAGUCUGAAACUGUUCAGUCUUAUUAUGGUUCACAGAUCACAAAGAAUAAUGCUAGUAAAAUGCCAAUGAAUUGUUUUUACUCUUUUUAUAUGAAAUGUACAAAUUCCGGGAGGCGAUGGUGGCAGCGAUGCCUCUUACUACCUUUUGUGAAACACUUGAACAUUCUCAUCGAUAUUGCCAUCACUGCGCAACACUCCCAAGUAUAUUUUCUCAAACUCUGUUUACUUAACAUUGUAUGGAAAUGGCAUAAUUAAUAAGCAAUAAAAUCUGAAUUACACACAA
Messenger RNA from Molossus molossus (Pallas's mastiff bat), 2600 nucleotides. RefSeq names its product RWD domain containing 4 (gene RWDD4). The transcript is spliced from 8 exons. The record is from RefSeq and is a predicted model, not a curated record. The coding region runs from base 240 to 806 and encodes 188 amino acids. Lineage: Eukaryota; Metazoa; Chordata; Mammalia; Chiroptera; Molossidae. Gene Ontology annotation, molecular function: protein binding.